Mizuhopecten yessoensis (Yesso scallop) is the source of this 3641-nucleotide messenger RNA. Its product is annotated as G-protein coupled receptor GRL101-like. The record is from RefSeq and is a predicted model, not a curated record. Gene Ontology annotation, cellular component: membrane. The transcript is spliced from 25 exons. Gene Ontology annotation, biological process: G protein-coupled receptor signaling pathway. NCBI's taxonomy places the organism in Eukaryota, Metazoa, Mollusca, Bivalvia, Pectinida, Pectinidae. Gene Ontology annotation, molecular function: protein binding; G protein-coupled receptor activity. Bases 22 to 3399 code for a protein of 1125 amino acids.
UUGGAUAUUUGUGAUUUGAAAAUGAUUCCAGUAUCUUUGAAGAUGUUAAUCGUCUGCUUUUCAGUGUUUCGUCCCUUGAGUGAAGGUGUGGAGAUUCUGGCAGACGACAAACUCUGCGUUGACUCAGAUAGCUUCCACUGUAACGAGGCUGACACGGAAUGUAUUGACCAAUCGCUUGUCUGCAACGGAGUCAGCGAAUGCAGUACUGGGAAAGACGAGUCUGUCGACGUGUGUGGAUGCCUAGAGGGAGAGUUCCAGUGUAACAAGACAGUGUGUAUUGACGUCAUCAGACGCUGUGAUCGCCAUCGGGACUGUGACGACGGCAAGGACGAGGAGGAUUGUGAGACGUACACGUGUCCAACCACCCACAACAAGUGUAAAAACAGCUACUGCUAUCCACAGGACGGCCAUUGUAACUUUGAGAACGACUGUGGGGACAACUCGGACGAAGUGGAGUGCGACUUCCGGACCUGUUACAGCAUGGAGUUCACGUGUAACAACUCCGAGUGUAUCGCCAUAGCCUACCUGUGUGACGGAAUACCACACUGUAUCGACGGAAGUGACGAACAGCAUUGUGGGUCGUACAAGACGUGCGGCAAUGGGCUGUAUGUCGAGGACAAGUCCGUUUGUGACGGCUGGGUGGACUGUGACAACCAGCAUGACGAGACAGAUUGCGGGCCAUGCACCCUAGAACAACACAAGUGUAACAAUGGGCGAUGUAUCUUCAAAUCUAAUGUCUGUGACGGGAUGUGCGACUGCGCAGAGACAUGUGAUGACGAAAAUGGAUGUUUGACACAAGCCUGUCCCAUUGGCGAGACGUACAUGUGUAAGCUGAACGACGAAAGUCAGAGGUGUAUCCCAAAACAAUACGUAUGUAACCAGGACAACGACUGUCGCAACACCAAUGAGGGUGCGGACGAGUUCUUCUGUUGGAAUAUCACGAAUCAAUGUGAAGACUUUCCGGAAAACAGGAGGGCCGGUACAAAGAAGUUUUUCGCGUGCCCCGAGGGUCGAUGUCUCCCUGCUGAGGGUCAUGAUAACGUCAUCUGUAACUAUUUUCCUGACUGUCUUAACGGCGAGGACGAGUUGGGAUGUGAUCACCCGGCCUGCACUCCUGACCAGUUCCGAUGUAAAAGUGGACAGUGUAUCCCAACAAAUCUACAGUGUGAUGCGACUUUCGAUUGUUACGACAGAUCAGACGAGCUCGGCUGCGAAACUUUCCCCUGUCCGUCAAAUCAUCGCCACUGUCGGAGUGGACAGUGUAUUUCAAAAGCGAAUUGGUGUGACUACUUUCGGGACUGUCCGGAUGGGUCGGAUGAGGACAACUGUGACAGACCAAACAAGUGUCGGCAGGAUGAGUUCCGGUGUAAGAACGGACAAUGUAUAGACCGAGACAUGGUCUGUUACAGGGGUAUAGGCACGGAGAGGCGUGGCUGCAUGGACGGUUCAAAUCUGCACCGAGAUGUUUGUGGUAAUCACACAUGUGGGAUCAACCAAUUCAAGUGUUACCGGUCUUACUGCAUAGACAGAGACCAGCGGUGUAACGAACAAAUCGAAUGUAAGGAUUCCUUCGUGGACGAAGAGGGCUGUCCUUACCGGUGCCCGUACAAGACGGAAGAAUGCAUGUGUGAAGGCGAUGAGAUAGACUGCAGUAACAUGGGGCUGCAGGUGCUCCCAGUGGGUCUGGUUUACGAGAAGGCCCUUCGCCAGUUCAACCUCAGGGGCAACUUCUUCAACCAGACGCUGAACAACAAUACGUUUAAGGCGUACAGUAGUCUGAUUCAUAUAGACCUGAGUAACAACUCUAUCAGUAAUCUACCCACCGGCUGUUUCCUCCAUUUGUUCAGGCUCAGUAUAUUGAAUUUAGCUAAGAACAAAAUUCGGCUGAUACGGAAUGGUACCUUCCUUGGAUUGACAAGUUUAACCAGUUUGUACCUAGAGGACAAUCUAAUAGACGAGCUGCAGCCGUACGCUUUCUCCGGACUCUCACAUCUACAAACAUUGGACCUGAGCUACCAACGGAUUGAGAAGGUUCACCAGAGGGCUUUCGUUGGACUGCACAAGCUUUAUACUCUCAAUUUAGUCGGCAACCGCCUCAUAGUCAUUGAGGAUGGAGCGCUAAGUGGUCUUCCAAACCUUCUUAGUCUCGACAUGCGGGAAAAUCAACUUGAAAUCAUAGAAGAAAACGUGUUUCAUGGAUUGCUAAGACUUCGAGCAUCGUAUUUCGAUGAAUUCCACUUUUGCUGUGUUGCGAAGUUUGUCGAGAAAUGUCUUCCCGAGGCAGAUGAGUUCUCGUCGUGCGAAGAUCUCAUGUCCAACUAUUUUUUACGAAUAAGCAUAUGGAUUCUUGGGACUAUCGCAUUUCUCGGUAACGGACUUGUCUUCUUCUGGAGGGUGCGGGAUUUCAGAGUCGGAAAGGUACAUUCCUUCUUGAUCAGCAACCUGGCGCUGGGGGACUUCUUCAUGGGUGUGUACCUGUUGAUAAUAGCCGUAGUGGAUACCCACUAUCGUGGUAUUUACUCUAUCUACGACAGGUCAUGGCGACAGAGCAAUCUCUGUAUGUUCGCGGGAUUCAUCUCCACAUUUUCAAGCGAGCUUUCUGUUUUUACCCUAACCGUUAUCACUUUAGAUCGUCUCAUCUGCAUCCUGUUUCCGCUCAAGAUGAAGCGUCUUGGUCUUCGAGAGGCUUUGAUUGUGAUGCCGUGUGUGUGGCUGUUGGUCCUCGUGUUAUCUGGCGCACCUUUAAUGGGUUGGGAAUAUUUCUCAAACUUUUACGGUCGCUCAGCCGUGUGUCUGGCAUUACAUAUCACUCCAGAGAAACCAAGAGGAUGGGAAUAUUCUGUAUUUGUUUUCCUUGUUUUAAAUUUUGUAUCUUUCCUUGUUAUAUUUAUAUCGUACCUAUGGAUGUUUAUGGUAGCUAAGAAAACAACUACUGCUGUUAGAAAGUCUAAAGCUAAAUCUGACCAUUCCAUGGCUAAGAGGAUGACUUUAAUAGUGAUGUCUGAUUUCUGCUGCUGGGUACCUAUUAUACUGCUAGGUUUUGCAUCUUUAGCAGAUGCAAGAGUUCCACCUCAGGUGUACGCAUGGAUCGCAGUGUUUGUCCUCCCCUUAAACUCUGCCAUCAAUCCGGUGUUAUAUACUAUAUCUACAGCACCAUUUAUGAGAAACUUCCGAAAAAGGGCGUCCCGAUUUCGGAAAUCAUUCACCACAGGGUCUUUUCGAUCUUCUGAGACGAAACAUUCGUUCAUAGAUGACCGAUUCUCCAAUACUUGGGGACGGAACUCUAUGUACAGACAGAUGGAGUUGACGAGAUUACGGGGCCUAAAGAAAUCGUACACUUUAAACACGAAUCAUAGCGCGUGUGUGCACGAGAAGUCUCCGGCCUCGUCCAGAAUGUAAACAGUCCACACGGCAGCUAAUCAGAUGUACAGGAUGUCUUCUUAAUGUGCUAAUCAUAUCGUUCAAUACUACCCAAGUGUUGAAAGUACAUGUUAUUGUUUCUUUGUCACAAAAGUGUAGUAGUCCUCUGUAACAUAUAACUGAUCAGGAUAUCAGUAAUAAUGUGACUUGUGUGUCUGUAUGAGCAGGAUAUCAGUAAUGAUGUGACUUGUGUGACUGUAUGAGCAGGAUAUCAGUAAUGA